AUGAUCAUUUUGCUAACUGGUAGCUCUGAUUUUCUUAUUCAAAAAUUGAUUGUGGCAUUAAGUAAGGAGUUUGCUAUGAAGGACUUAGGAAAUGUUCAUUAUUUUCUGGGAAUUGAAGCUUCUAGAACUGAUAAUGCUAUUGUUCUGAUACAACAGAAGUAUACUUUAGAAUUGUUAAGUAAAGAACAAAUGCUUAAGUGUAAACCCUGUGAUACACCUGUUGCUAAGUGUAAAAGGUUCUCAAUUCAUGAUGGAGUGUUGUUAGAUGAUCCUUUAGAAUACAAAACAAUUGUGGGAAGUCUUCAGUAUUUAACAUAUACAAGUCCUGACAUUUGUUUUGGUGUAAACUAUGUUUCCCAAUUUAUGCAUGCCCUAACUGAUCAACAUAUAUUAUUAGUCAAGAAGAUUUUAAGAUAUCUUAAAGGAACUAUAUGUGCUGGUAUUUCUCUGCAGAAGGGGGAUAUUCAUUCUCUGUUAGCAUACACUGAUUCAGAGUGGGCUGGUUGCCCAGAUACAAGAAGGUCAACCUCUGGUUAUGUGGUAUUCAUGGUCACUUCUGUUAUUUCUUGGUCUUCAAAGACACAACCUACAUUUUUUAGAAGUUCAGCUGAAGUAGAAUAUAAAUGCCUCAUUUUAUCUGUUGGAGAGUUACAGUGGCUUACUUACAUUAUGACCAAGCAUGUGGAAGUAAAUUAUCAUACAAUAAGGGAAGUAGUUGGAGAUGGAUCUCUCAGGGUUGUUCAUGUUAUUUAUGAAGAGCAGUUGGCAGAUGUCUUCACUAAAGGGAUGUGUUAUCCCACAUUCACAAGAUUAUUGUCUGGUUUACUUCAUUUCCCUGCUACAACUGCUGAUGCUUCUUCUGCAAAUACUACUACUUCUACAACUUCAGUUGCUGAUGCUGAUUGA
This is a messenger RNA of Papaver somniferum (opium poppy), 906 nucleotides long. RefSeq lists its product as uncharacterized. NCBI's taxonomy places the organism in Eukaryota, Viridiplantae, Streptophyta, Magnoliopsida, Ranunculales, Papaveraceae. The record is from RefSeq and is a predicted model, not a curated record. Bases 1 to 906 code for a protein of 301 amino acids. The transcript has 2 exons.